Messenger RNA from Emiliania huxleyi CCMP1516, 1719 nucleotides. RefSeq lists its product as hypothetical. Bases 1 to 1719 code for a protein of 572 amino acids. The transcript is spliced from 5 exons. NCBI's taxonomy places the organism in Eukaryota, Haptophyta, Isochrysidales, Noelaerhabdaceae. Gene Ontology annotation, molecular function: 2-oxoglutarate-dependent dioxygenase activity. The record is from RefSeq and is a predicted model, not a curated record.
AUGGUGGAUCCGUUCGACGCCAGCGCCGCUUUCGUCGCCGAGACGAUCGGCCUGCUGCGGGAGCACAAGCCCGGCCUCGCUAGCGCCGUGCGUAGCCUCUGCAGCGACAUCGAGAGCGGCUCGAGCAGGCCCGUGCUUGCGGCCUCCGUGGCGCAGGGCCUACACGCGGACCUGUCUGGGUGCCUCGACCGCCUGCGCCUGCUGCCUAGCGCCGCAGGCUCUGCUGACGAGCAGCAGCUCAGCGCCGCGCUCGCGGCCGUCGCGCUGCUCGGCGCCGCAGCCUUCUCCCGCGGCGGGAGGCUGGAGGACGGCUCGGCACUCCUCGACGCGGCGCUCCUCCGCUCGCGCGCAGCGGCGCACAGCGCGGCGCUGCAGCGCGUCCUCUCGCUGGUCAGCCUCACCCUGACGACAGGUCCACACCCUGGCACGAGCUCCCCGCCCGCGACGGAGCCUCCUCCGUCGACGCGUGGCUGGGGCGUGCCGCCCCCGCCGACUGGCGAGAUGAGCGGUGCGGACUUGCGUGCGUUUGUGUCUGCCGUUUGCGCGCUCUCUUGCCCGCGCCUUGCGCCCCGCCUCGCUGCUGCGUGGCCCGCUGUCCGGAGGUGGAGCGAGCCGAACUACCUCCGCGCCCGGUACGGCCACCGGCUCGUGCCCGUGGAGGUUGGGGCGGAGCACAUCGGGGAGAGGGCGCUGCACGGCGUGGGCGAGCAGCAGGUUGUGUGCACGCUCGAGGCCUUCAUCGACGACGUGAUCCUCGCCGGCCACGCCGCCACGCGCCGGGGCGGCCUGCCAACCGCGGUCUCGCCGACGGUGCCCGUCACGUCGAGCUGCACGCGGGGCUACCUGGCACAGCACACCCUCUUCGAGCAGAUCCCCUCCCUGCGCGACGACCUCGGGACGCCGCCCGCCGUCCCGCCCUCCGCCGACCUACGCGCCUGGUUCGGCCCCGCGGGCGUGGCGACGCCGGUGCACCACGACCUCCACCACGGCCUGCUCGUGCAGCUCGUCGGCCGCAAGCGAGAUCCCAGGGCAUCUGCUUCAGGCCUGCUGCGCGCGCCGCCGCUCGGCUCGCCGCUCGCCAACACCUCCCCCUUCGACCCGGGCUUGCUCGAGACACCGCCGGCCGAUGGGACGUGGACAACGGAGGAGGUGGAGCAGCUCCGGCAGGCGGCGUCCCUGCACACGCUCGAGCCGGGCGAUGCGCUGCUCAUCCCGCAGGGGUGGUGGCAUUCCGCGCAGGCCCUGACGUCAUAUGCCUACGGCGUCUGGGUGGGGGUGGCCGUCUCCAAGGACAGCUCCAAGGUCUUUGCCAUCGGCAACAUUGAGCAGGUGGCCGUCGCCGACGGCACAGUAGACGCGCGCCGCGCCACUGGCAGCUCCAGCGCAGAGUACCUGCGCCAGCUCUCCAUGAGUCAGCGCAGCAACGGGGUCUUCAUCAACGACCCCAAGGGCCUCUUUAUCCUCCGGUGGUACCGUGAGGUGAAGGGUGACGGGACCCCCCCAGACGGCCCGCGCUACCAGAACAGAGCGUGCAAGUACUACAAGCUGACGAGCGACAACGAUGGGGAGGCCUUCCGCUGGACCAGCAACUACCAGAUCAUCAGCAAGGUGUACCUGAAGAAGCACUCCACCCUGCCUCUCUGCUAUGCUCUCAGUGCGGCAGACAAGAAGAUGGUGACGUCCACCAUGAAAAAGAUGGUGGGACCGGAGGCAGAGUAG